UUAUCCACCAGCGGCGAGGCCCCGCUGCCUCAUUCCCCGAUCGGUUAGUCGCGCUCUCCGCCCGCCCCGAUGUCCUCCUCCGAUGACCUCGUCCGCCGGAUCGCCGCCUUCUUCCCGCUCCCGCCGCCCCCGCAGAAGCAGCAGCUCUCCGGCGUCGCCGCCGCGGUCCUCAGCGCGGGCGGCCGCCUCGGCCGCGCCGUGGGCGACGUCUUCCGCCGCCUGCGCAUCGACGACGGCCUCGACAUCGCGUACGCGCGGCGGCACCGGAGGGUCGUCCCCGGCAGAGGCGGCACGAUGGCCGACGGUGAUGGCGCGCGGAGCAAGCAGGACCAGAUCGCUGGCUCUGGCGGCGAUAGUCCGGCGGUAGGCGGCUCCGGGCGGUUCGCGCGGUCGCAGGGGAGCAUGGUGCUGUCGGCGGCGUUCGACAGCAGGACGAACGACGUGGAGAGCUCCGUGGCGGCCCGCGGCGACCUGUGGCGCGCCGAGGCAUCGCACUCCAGCAGCAACAGCAGAGGCGGCGGCGAUGGUGCCGCGGCGCCGCUGUUCCUGGUGCAGCUCGGCCCCGUGCUCUUCCUCCGCGACACGACGCUGCUCUUCCCCGUGCACCUCUCCAAGCGCCACCUCAUCUGGUACGGCUUCGAGCGCAAGAACGGAGUGCACUCGGUGUGCCCGGCGUACUGGACAGCUCGCCGGAGAUGCUUCUUCAUGUCGAUGAUCUGCCUCAACCCAUUUGCCUGCUCGUUCAUGGACAUGCAAUUCCCCAACGGGCAGCUGAGAUACGUGGCCGGCGACGGGUUCACUGCCCGCGGAUUCCUCCCCAUCGGCGGCGGCGGCAUCGUCCAGGCCCACGGAAAGUUCCCCGGGGAGAAGAGGCUCAGCUUCUCCUACAAGAACGGCAGCGGGGGCAGCAUCACCCCGACCGUCCAGUGGCCGGACAGGUCCCUCUCGCUGGGGCUAACCCAGGUGCUCUCCUGGAGGAGGAGCGGCCUCAUGCUGCAGCCAGCGCUGCAGCUCAGCGUGUGCCCCACGUUCGGAGGGUGCCGGCCCGGGGUGUCGACGGAGCUGGUCCAUUCGGUUAGCGAGGAGGCCAGCGUCGCCUGCGGCUACUCCCGCACCGCCUCCCCCUCCGCCUACGCUUCCGUGUCGCUCGGGAGAUCGAAGCUGAACGGCAGCGCGUCGAGCUCAGGGCUGGUGUUCAGAGUGGACGCGCCGCUGCACGGUUUUGGGCGGCCAUGGUUCUCCAUCCAGAUGAACAGUGGGCUCGAGUUCUGAAUCUUUGGUUGUUGCAAAGGUAAAUACGAGGCGGUAUUGCGUCUCCACAAAGGCAUGUAUAGUCGAUGCUAGUUUUGUACAUAUGGCUUGACAGAGGACUGGAACAGACCCUUUAUAUACAUGGUACGAAUCCUAUGAUUGGCUGAAA
Molecule: messenger RNA, 1420 nt
Organism: Aegilops tauschii subsp. strangulata
Lineage: Eukaryota; Viridiplantae; Streptophyta; Magnoliopsida; Poales; Poaceae
Source: RefSeq, a predicted model, not a curated record